Messenger RNA from Polyodon spathula (Mississippi paddlefish), 2028 nucleotides. RefSeq names its product ribose-phosphate pyrophosphokinase 1-like. Gene Ontology annotation, cellular component: cytoplasm; ribose phosphate diphosphokinase complex. The record is from RefSeq and is a predicted model, not a curated record. Gene Ontology annotation, biological process: 5-phosphoribose 1-diphosphate biosynthetic process; ribonucleoside monophosphate biosynthetic process; purine nucleotide biosynthetic process. The transcript is spliced from 7 exons. The coding region runs from base 208 to 1170 and encodes 320 amino acids. Gene Ontology annotation, molecular function: magnesium ion binding; ATP binding; ribose phosphate diphosphokinase activity. NCBI's taxonomy places the organism in Eukaryota, Metazoa, Chordata, Actinopteri, Acipenseriformes, Polyodontidae.
CGCGCGCAGCAUCAUGGUGAAAUAGGCAAAAGGUGGUUAUAUUUUUAAAGAGGUGCGUUUAGGUUCGGAAAGUAAUAAAUUGGUAAUUUUACCUGAUUUUAAGUAAAUUGUUGGGUUUUUUUUUUGUUUUUUUUUUUUAAGGCAAGUCUUAUUAUUUUAUUACCAUAUCGUUAUUAUCAUUUAACCGACGCCCUGGAUCGCCCAAAAAUGCCCAAUAUCAAGAUCUUCAGCGGCAGCUCUCAUCAGGAUCUCUCCCAGAAGAUAGCGGACCGCCUGGGUCUAGAGCUGGGGAAGGUCGUGACUAAAAAGUUCAGCAACCAAGAAACAUGCGUUGAAAUUGGUGAAAGUGUGCGAGGGGAAGAUGUCUAUAUUGUUCAGAGCGGCUGUGGUGAAAUCAAUGACAAUUUGAUGGAGCUUCUCAUCAUGAUCAAUGCAUGCAAAAUCGCUUCUGCCUCCCGUGUGACCGCAGUCAUCCCCUGCUUCCCAUACGCCCGCCAGGACAAAAAGGACAAGGUGGGGAGUCGAGCUCCCAUCUCUGCUAAGCUGGUUGCUAACAUGCUGUCUGUGUCUGGAGCAGAUCACAUCAUCACUAUGGACUUGCAUGCCUCCCAGAUCCAGGGUUUCUUUGAUAUCCCAGUGGAUAACCUCUAUGCAGAACCAGCAGUGUUGAAAUGGAUCAAAGAAAACAUCCCAGAGUGGAAGAGUUGUACCAUUGUAUCUCCAGAUGCUGGGGGUGCCAAGAGGGUCACUUCCAUUGCUGAUCGUCUAAAUGUAGACUUUGCUCUGAUUCACAAAGAAAGGAAGAAGGCCAAUGAGGUGGACCGUAUGGUUUUAGUAGGCGAUGUAAAGGACCGGGUUGCUAUUUUGGUGGAUGACAUGGCUGACACCUGUGGGACCAUCUGUCAUGCUGCUGACAAGCUUCUGUCUGCAGGUGCCACAAAGGUAUAUGCAAUCCUCACUCAUGGCAUCUUCUCUGGCCCAGCCAUCUCUCGCAUUAACAACGCCUGCUUUGAGGCGGUCGUUGUCACAAAUACCAUCCCACAAGAGGACAAGAUGAAGCAUUGUCCUAAAAUACAGGUUAUAGAUAUAUCCAUGAUUCUGGCAGAAGCAAUCCGCAGGACACACAACGGCGAGUCUGUCUCCUACCUGUUCAGCCAUGUGCCUUUGUAACGCCACUGAGCCCUGGUGCUUCAGUGCAGCCAGUUUUACCAAAAAGGGAACAUUAUUCAUGCAAUGCAAAUCCCUGAAAACCCAAAGAAGACUGCUAUGGGAUUGACUCCAGCUGUCCUGUUUACCUGAUUUUCCCCCGUCCCUUUUUACAGUUGGUGUUCUCAUUCAUUAGAACUGCUUGUCUAGUCAGUCAUGUGAGCUGUGCAGCUUUCCUUACAGAAGCAAUAAAUUGAUGUCUCUCACACUUGGGCACACUAUUGCAGUCAAGAUGACGGAAGUGUGCAGUUUCUGUGGAUGAAGAGCGAGGAUGAAUACAAUUUCUAGAGCUUGCCUUAAGCUGUACCUAAUCCUGUUUUAUCCCUUUUAUUUGAACCAGAUGUUUUAAACUUCAUUUGAAGAAAGGGGAGAGGGUGGGGGCUGGUAAUUUAGUGCAAGUUGAUUGCUUUCUAUAGUUGACGGAACAUGAUAAUUUAAUGCCACCAGGUGGCAGCAACACCAAAAUGUUUGCCUUACUGUUUAAGCAUGUGAAAUAUCAAAUCCUCAAUCUUUAAUAUAUAAAUGGCUUGGUGAUACCCAGUUCCCCAUGGGUGAAGAUGCCCACAUAGAGCUACACAUUGCUUCAGACUCAUGCUGUGUACUAUUACUCUGUCUUACUGUUUGUGUGGUUUACAUGUUGGAUUCAUUUUGUAGUCUCUUUAGAAACUUAGUGGAGGGGCAUGAGGAUUGACUUUAAUGUGAUCAAUGAAGUACUAGUUCCAGUGAUGUACCAAUGUGAGGAAUUGAGCUCCUUGAUGUGUCCCAUACCAAAGGGGCUUUUGGAAUGUACUGCUUUUUUUUUUUUUUUAAUGGAACAUUAAA